Messenger RNA from Scutellospora calospora, 981 nucleotides. The record is from the annotation of a GenBank genome assembly. Lineage: Eukaryota; Fungi; Glomeromycota; Glomeromycetes; Diversisporales; Gigasporaceae.
AUGUCAUCUAACGAUAUUGACGAAGAAGAAUCCAUUUCAACCUCUAGUUCUGAAAUAACUAGUGAUAAUAAACAACAAAAAACAUUUGGUAGACCUUUUAAUCCUGUUUGGAAUCAUUUUAAUCAAAUAGAAAAAAAAAAGGCAGACAUUAUUCAGCUAGUUGCAAAUGCUCAAUUUUUUUAUUUCAAACAAUUAACUGAAGACAAUGACAAUCAAAAUACAACUAAGAAACGAAAAACUGAUUCUAAAAAUAAAGAAGAUCUUCUUAAAUAUGUUGAAAAUCAAGAACUAACUUCAAAAAGACAAGAGCACUUAGAAAAUAGCAUGUGUCUUGCAUUCAUUUGUGCGGGUAUUUCAUUUAAUACUGCUGAAAAUAAAAUUGUUCCAACAUUAGUUGCUCAAUUUUUUAAAGCAUCUCAUAUAGCUAAUUCAGCACUUGAAAAUGAAAUUCAAAUUAAUAAUAUAGUAGUUGCAUUUGUUCGAUUGGCUUAUUUUUUACAUCCAAAAUUUAAAGGUUAUAGUUUUAAACGAGGUCAAUAUAAAAAAAUCGCCAAAUAUGCAAGUACUUUAUGGAAAGCUUUAGGUAAUAGUGAAAGCUCUUGUCAAAAACUUUUAGAACAACUUGCUUCUUACAAAGUUAAUGAAUCACCUUUUAAUGAUCCAUUUGAAUCUGAUUGUCAAACACCGCAAAUAUAUGAACUUACUUUAGAAGAUAUCUUAAUUGUAGCGAAUGAAACUAGAAAGUUAGAUAAUAAUGACUCUGAUGAAGAUUCUGUUGAAGAUUAUGUUGAAGAUAGUGAAGAAGGAUUUGAAUCAUUUGAUGAAAUUUUGAAAUUAGAAGAAGCAUUUGAUUUUGAUCAUGAAAUUUUUAGAGAAAAUAGUGAAAACAACAAUAUUAGAUUAGGUUCUGAAGAUGUAGUUGAAGAAAAUCCAAAUUAUAAUUACAAUAUAGAUAGUUUAGUUGACGAAAUUUUUAUCUGA